AUGGGCUCAAUCGGCGACACGCAAGCACACAUCCCCGUCAUCGACAUCAGCGAGGCCAACUCCGCCAACGCACCGAAGCAACUCCUUCAAGCCGCCAUCAAACAUGGAUUCGUCUUCAUCCGGAACAACGAAGGCGUUAUGGAUUCUCUUCUCAUCGCAAAACUCUUCAACCUCGCCAAGGACUUCUUUGCUCUCCCGACGGAAGUGAAGAACGAAGUCUCAAUCGGUUCAAACAAGGCCGGCAAGAAUUAUGGCUGGCUCGGCCAAGGGGUGGAGAAACUGGAUCCGAAGCAGCAGGAGAGGCCUGAUGUCAAGGAGUAUGAUCAUCCGUCUGUACUCUUCUGAUCGAGAUCCGCGUCUUGACAAUUUCAUCCUACAGAGCAUUUAACAUGGCCCUCCCGGAUCCCCAAACAGGAGUCUACGAGCAAAAACUCCCCGACCUCCUCCAGCAAGACAUCUCCACAAUCAGAACCUUCCAAUCCGCCUGCCAUGACCUCUGCCAACGGGUCUUUAAAUUCCUCGCCCUCGGCCUCGAGAUCGAAGAGGACUGGUUCACUUCCCGCCAUGAUCUCCAGAAAGGCCCCACGGGCACCAUCUUUAGACUCCUUUAUUACCCACGCCACAACGCCCAACGACAUCUAGGAACAGAUAUCCGAGCAGGAGCUCACAGCGACUACGGUUCCGUGACCUGCCUCUUCCAACUCCCCGGCCAACCAGGUCUCGAGAUUCUCACGCCGGAUGGGAAUUGGGCCGCUGUGCCUGUAGACCCUGAAGGGGAGGGAGGGGACAGAUUGCCUAUACUCGUGAAUAUCGGUGAUUUGUUAGAGGAUUGGACAGGCGGAUUAUUAAAAUCAACGAAGCAUCGUGUGGUUUUCCCCGCAGAGGAAGCGGGUGAUAGAUAUUCGAUUGCGUAUUUCUGUCACCCCCUGGAUGAUGCGUUGCUGGAACCCGUGCCGAGUGAGAUUGUAAGGGAGCGUGAGAAGAAGCAUGGUCGAAAGGAGGUCAAAGUCAUUACGGCGAAGGAUCAUCUGAUGGAAAGGUUGGCUGCAACGUACAGUGUCAAGUAA
Molecule: messenger RNA, 1067 nt
Organism: Lecanosticta acicola
Lineage: Eukaryota; Fungi; Ascomycota; Dothideomycetes; Mycosphaerellales; Mycosphaerellaceae
Source: the annotation of a GenBank genome assembly